GAGUGGACUCUCCGUGUGGGGUGAAAGGUCAGGGUUCGAGCCAGAGAGAACUUCCUAUUGUCGUGCGCGCGGCGUGUAGCUGUCGGCUGAUUUUCUCUAAGAAAGAAAAAGUUAUAGAUUUAUACGCCUUGUAGAAUUCCAGCACAUCCAAAUGAGUUUACCUCUGAAUCCUAAGCCUUUCCUCAACGGCUUAACCGGUAAGCCCGUGAUGGUGAAACUGAAAUGGGGAAUGGAAUACAAAGGAUAUCUAGUGUCCGUGGAUGGAUACAUGAACAUGCAGCUGGCCAACACGGAGGAGUAUGUGGAUGGUGCUUUGGCUGGUCAUUUAGGAGAGGUGCUCAUAAGAUGCAAUAAUGUGUUGUAUAUAAGAGGUGUCGAGGAAGAGGAGGAAGAUGGUGAAAUGAGAGAGUGAAGGAGCGGUGUCCUUAUCGUUCUUACCUGAAUACAUAGUUUGCAAUUUUUUUAUAUAACUUGGCUGUGACAGGUGAACCAUUUUUCUGUUUCUUUGUGUGUGUGACGGCAAAUCAAGAUUUUGAUCUUUGCAUUAUUUUCUUACACAAUGUUCUACCAUUGUCCUCUUUUGGAUGGAGAAAUAAAAUUGUGAAU
Molecule: messenger RNA, 606 nt
Organism: Brienomyrus brachyistius
Lineage: Eukaryota; Metazoa; Chordata; Actinopteri; Osteoglossiformes; Mormyridae
Gene: snrpf
Product: small nuclear ribonucleoprotein polypeptide F
Exons: 4
Coding region: 152-412 (86 amino acids)
Biological process (GO): spliceosomal snRNP assembly; mRNA splicing, via spliceosome
Cellular component (GO): U1 snRNP; catalytic step 2 spliceosome
Molecular function (GO): RNA binding
Source: RefSeq, a predicted model, not a curated record